Molecule: messenger RNA, 1548 nt
Organism: Malassezia pachydermatis
Lineage: Eukaryota; Fungi; Basidiomycota; Malasseziomycetes; Malasseziales; Malasseziaceae
Product: purine nucleoside permease
Exons: 7
Coding region: 1-1548 (515 amino acids)
Biological process (GO): transmembrane transport
Cellular component (GO): endoplasmic reticulum
Source: RefSeq, a predicted model, not a curated record
AUGGUGGUUACGCUCUUUGAGCCUGAGCGCAAUGCGUGGCUAUCAAAGAUGCCGCUGAACAAAAAUGUCACUGUGAACGGCCUAAGCCCCCUUUUCCCUGUGGCAGCAUGUGAUGAUGCCGGUGACGUAUGCUUGAUUACUACAGGUGAGGGUGAGAUCAACGCAGCUUCGAGCAUGUCAGCCUUGGUGUACAGUCCCGCAUUUAAUUUGUCCCAAACCUAUUUUGUGGUUAACGGUAUUGCAGGGAUCAAUCCAGAGAUGGGGACGUUAGGCAGUGUUGGCUUUCCCCGCUAUGCUAUUCAGGUUGGUCUUCAGUAUGGUUUAGAUGCGCGUCAGAUGCCUCAGAACUGGACGUACAGCUUCUGGAAUUAUGGUACUGAUAAGCCUGGUGCGUCGGCUGCUUGGUACUACGGUACGGAGCUUUUCGAAGUCAACACCAACCUCCGUGAUAAGGUAUUUGAUCUCAUCAAGGAUGUGCGUCUGAAUGAUACGGAGCCUGCCCAAAAGAAUCGAGCAAGGUACCCAUCGUCACCGGCGAAUGCCACGCCGACGGUAUUCAAGGGUGAUGUUACGACCAGUGAUUUGUACUUUGGUGGUCACGUCUUUGGCGAGAUGGUAUCGAACUUAACGGCCACUCUCACGAACAACACGGGCUCUUAUGCACUUACCGCACAGGAGGACAACGCUGUUCUGGAAGUGCUUACGCGCGCCCACAAGGCUGGUUUUGUGGACUACGGCCGUGCCAUUAUGUACCGUUCUGCGAGUGACUUUGAUCGUGCGCCGGAUGCCAAAGAUGAUUUCGAGACAUUUAUUUGGACUACGAAGCAGGACGACCUGAUUGUUCCCUCCCUGGAAAACCUCUACAUUGUGGGUCGGCCCAUUGUUGACGCAAUUGUGGGCAACUGGACGCAAUGGGCGCAAGGCGUUCCACCCCAAAACGGUACCGCUUAUGGUGACGUAUUCGGUACUCUGUUGAGCCUCCGUGCCGUUGAAUGGAUUGAUCCUUCCGGCAAGCAUCGCCAGUGGGAAUCAGCAGAUCGGCGAACACGGAAAGGCGAUACAGAUGCGGUGGCGAUUCUCACCGUGAUCAAACGCCCUUCCACGCCACCUCAUACACUUUUGGUAAGCCAAUUUCGACCGCCUGUCGGCCAAGUCGUGAUUGAGCUUCCUGCGGGGCUGAUUGAUGCCGGUGAGGAAGGCGAAGAAGGCGCGAAACGUGCUGCGCUACGUGAGUUGGCUGAAGAGACAGGCUACAGUUCGGAGGCUCAGGGCGCUACAGUAUCCGUGCGCAGCAUUAGCGAUAUCAUCCACAACGACCCAGGUCUUACAGGUGCGAACAUGAAACUAUGCAUCAUUGAUAUCGCUCUGGAGGACGAUGCCCCUGAGCCUGUAUCGCAGCCUGAUGAAGGCGAGUAUAUCGACCUGCACCUCGUGCCUCUCCACUCGCUUCAGUCACAUUUGCAAGAUUUUGCCCACAAAGGCUUUGCUAUUGAUGCGCGUCUCUCGCAUUUGGCAGCGGGGCUAGCGCUGGCCGCGCAGCUGGCAUGA